AAAUUAUGUCAAUGAAGUUGCCCCACGUCGCGUCGCGUAUGGGAUCGCGACUAUAAUUGAAAAUGACAGGCAUUGAAGCGCGCAUUUCGCGUACAGCAUGUGUCUUGACUCCACCUUGAUCUUCAAUCAUGUGAACCCUGUCUUCUAUCCCAUUCAUGCAACCUCUUGUCUGUACAUAUUUGCGUUUGCGCAUUCUAAUCUUGCCCAAGUUUCCUUACAUGUUCUGAUUGACUGCACACCAUCAUCAAAUCAUAUACCUCUACUAUGGAGGAAAGCGAGAGACAGAAAUAUGAGGCACAGGCGCAAGACCUGAGGGUUGCCCUGAAGCAGUUCGAGAGUGAUUGGGCAAAGAAGAACAAUGGGAACAAACCGCCCCGUGAAGCCAUCAAGGCGAAUCCCAUAAUAGCUCAGAAGUACAAAAAGUACAACCAAGUCCGCGAUAUUCUAGACGGCAAGGUCGCACCGCCGAAGCCCAAGGAGAGAAAGCGCAAGCCAGAGGUUCCACCAAACCAGACCCCCCCUAAGCGAUCGCGUCCUACUAUCACGCCUUCAAAGGCUCAAUAUAACACCGAUCUUCUUGACGGCUUCGAGACCCCUUCCAUUCGACGACUCUUCAGCCCCGCGGUCCCAACUUCGAUAGGACCUACUCCCCAGAGAGACGGCAGAGUGCUGGGACUGUUCGAUCUGCUCGACACCAAUGACGAGAAUACGCCAUCGAGACCGCGACAAGGUGAUGCGAGCCUGCCCGAUGUCCAGCUGCAUGCGACGCCUAGCAAGCGUCGGCACACUGAUACGGAAUCCGAAAGCGCGACCAAGCUCGGCAGGACGCCGCAGUCGUCAGCCAAGCGCAACAUGCUCGACAGCUUUAUGACGCCAUUGAAGAACCGAGACGGUAAUAUCCUGGAUGCCAAGUCGCCUAGCACCGCCGGCAAGUCGUUAUUUGCUACGCCAGCUUUCCUUAGGAGAGCCCAAAUCGCGCCGACCGAUGAGAAUGGGAAGUACGUUUCGCCUCAGCCGCUCAGACUACCGCGCAAGCCCCUGGUCCGCGGUCUCAGCAGCGUGGUCGCCAGCCUGCGGCAGCUCGAAGAGGAGAAGCUCGAUGAUGAUUUGGAGGCACUGCGCGAGUUGGAGGAAGAGGAGGGAAUGGGCCCUCCAGCGCAACCUACAACGAGGAAAGACCAGCCCAAGGAAGAAAUUCUAGAACCGGAUAGCCAGGGACACCAUUUACUGGGCGGUUUUGACAACGUGAAUGACCUCGACAGCGAGCCGGAGACACAGUUAGGACGUGAUGGUCAGCCGCUCAGAGUCUACAAGAAGAAGGGCCAGAAGAGAACGACCAGAAAGGUCAACAUGCGGCCCACACGCGCGAAGCGGCCGGAAGAAUCACUUGAAGAGCCUGGCUCUCGUGAUGAGGAGGGCAAUGGAGAAGUAGUACCCGAAACCCAGUUCGACACUACCCGAACGCUGGGCAACGACGAACUACUGGAUCUUGGCUCAGACUCGGAAUUUGACGACGAUGAGGACAGACCGAAGAAGAAGCCCAAGGUUCUGAAGAAAUCUAAGCCUGCGCCUGCGAAAAAGGCUGAUACCACGGAGAAGGAGAAUCCGAUUAAGAAGGCCGCCAAGAAGGUCAACGCUUUGGCUCAUGCCAACUUCAAGAGGCUAAAGUUGCGUAAUACUGGCUCUAAGGGUGGUCCUGGUUUCGGUAGCAAGUUCCGGAGGCGAAGAUGAGGCGAAUAUAUCAAACUGGGCAUCCAAGGUUGGCAUCUAGACUAACACAACUCUCGGAGCCGCAGGCAAGGGUCUGAUCAAAGAUCGGAUACACGCGAAACGUGUAUGUAAGAAUCAAACGCAUUGUAUUGCUUAUCGUACGUAAAGGAGGGUGAGCGUGAGCCCUCUGAGAAAGCUACGCGAAAACGAAGAAUAUCUAUACAAUGGCAAUGAUCAGGCCCACAAAACGAAGGACGGGCACCCCAACCCACUUCAAUAUCAUGAGGUACGACUAGAUGAUUAGAGCAUAAGCAGGCGCUGGGCUAAAUUAAUUUGAUCUAUCAAG
Messenger RNA from Truncatella angustata, 2056 nucleotides. Its product is annotated as DNA replication/checkpoint protein. Gene Ontology annotation, biological process: mitotic DNA replication preinitiation complex assembly; DNA replication initiation; DNA replication. The record is from RefSeq and is a predicted model, not a curated record. Bases 265 to 1731 code for a protein of 488 amino acids. Gene Ontology annotation, cellular component: DNA replication preinitiation complex. Lineage: Eukaryota; Fungi; Ascomycota; Sordariomycetes; Amphisphaeriales; Sporocadaceae. The transcript is spliced from 2 exons. Gene Ontology annotation, molecular function: DNA replication origin binding; single-stranded DNA binding.